Sturnus vulgaris (Common starling) is the source of this 1710-nucleotide messenger RNA. RefSeq names its product homogentisate 1,2-dioxygenase (gene HGD). Gene Ontology annotation, biological process: L-phenylalanine catabolic process. Gene Ontology annotation, molecular function: homogentisate 1,2-dioxygenase activity. Gene Ontology annotation, cellular component: cytoplasm. Lineage: Eukaryota; Metazoa; Chordata; Aves; Passeriformes; Sturnidae. The record is from RefSeq and is a predicted model, not a curated record.
GUUGAAAAUUCCCUUGGACUUUAUCACUCCCAGCACUGUCAGCCUGCCUCCAGCCCAGGUCACUCGAUCAGUGAGCAGGCUUUGCUUGGCAGGCUGCUUUGACCAGAUACUUGCUCGGGGUUUGUGUCUGCUCCAAGAAGAGGAUAACAACGAGGAGGAUGGCAGGCCUGCAGUACAUGUCGGGAUUUGGAAAUGAGCAUAUUUCUGAGGAUCCACGCUGUCCGGGAGCUUUACCAGAAGGACAGAAUAACCCUCAAGUCUGCCCAUAUGGCCUGUAUGCGGAACAGCUCUCAGGCUCUGCUUUCACCUGUCCCCGGCCCACCAACAAGCGAAGCUGGCUGUAUCGAAUCCUACCUUCAGUCUGCCACAAACCCUUCAAACCUCUCGAGGAGGGCCACUUGACGCAUGACUGGGAUGAAAUUGAGCCUGACCCCAACCAGCUGCGAUGGAAACCUUUCGAGAUUCCAAAAGCCCCCCAGAAUAAGAUGGACUUUGUGAGUGGACUGCACACCUUGUGUGGCGCCGGUGAGCCCAGAGGACGCAAUGGCAUUGCCAUCCAUAUUUUUGUCUGCAACACCUCCAUGAUCAACAGAUGCCUUUAUAAUUCGGAUGGCGACUUCCUGAUUGUGCCCCAGCAAGGAAAACUGCUCAUCACAACUGAGUUUGGGAAGAUGCUAGUGGAGCCCAAUGAAAUCUGUGUCAUUCAGCAAGGAAUGCGUUUCAGUGUGGAGGUGUUUGGAGAGACCAGAGGCUACAUCCUGGAGGUGUAUGGGGCACACUUCGAGCUGCCUGACCUGGGACCCAUUGGAGCCAACGGCCUGGCCAACCCUCGUGACUUCUUGGUGCCUGUGGCGUGGUAUGAGGACCGCCAAGUGCCAGGGGGCUACACAAUGAUCAGCAAGUACCAGGGCAAGCUGUUUGCAGCCCAGCAGGAUUACUCCCCCUACAAUGUUGUAGCUUGGCAUGGAAACUACACGCCAUACAAAUACCACCUGGAAAAAUUCAUGGUCAUUAAUGCUGUUGCUUUUGACCACGCGGAUCCUUCCAUCUUCACUGUCCUGACAGCCAAGACGACCCGUGCUGGAGUGGCACUUGCUGACUUUGUCAUAUUUCCCCCACGAUGGGGGGUGGCUAACAACACCUUCCGUCCACCUUACUACCACCGGAACUGUAUGAGCGAGUUCAUGGGGCUUAUCAAAGGCCACUAUGAAGCAAAGGAGGAAGGUUUCCAGCCGGGAGGUGGCAGCUUGCACAGCAUGAUGACCCCUCAUGGGCCAGAUGCUGACUGCUUCGAGAAGGCAAGCAAAGUCAAGCUAGAGCCGGAGCGGGUUGCAGAUGGAACCAUGGCCUUCAUGUUUGAAUCAUCCCUCAGCCUUGCCGUCACCAAAUGGGGCCUCCAGACCUCAAAUUGCCUAGAUAAAACCUACUACAAGUGCUGGGAACCUCUAAAAAGUCAUUUCAACCCUAAAUGCAAGUAAAAGGGAAGUACCUGCUGCAUGCAACAUGAGUGAAGGCAGGGAAAUCCAGCAACCUACAUGUGAUGGCACAGCCAGCUCGGGCAGUGCAGAAUGCUCCAGCACAGAAUGGCACUUCCACCAGCCACUGAGCCAUGAAAACCAUCAUCCCUAAGAAACGUGGGAAAUGCAGUAAAGCCCAUCAUUAUUCUUAACUUUCAAUUAAAUUAAAUCCUGGUGACAUGUUGAAACUGAA